UUUAAUUUUCAAGUUAGUAUGUUGAAUUUUCAAGUGAGUAACUUGAAUUUUCAAGUGAGUAACUUGAAUUUUCAAGUUAGUAUCUUGAAUUUUCAAGCUGGUAUGUUGAAUUUUCAAGCUAGUAUGUUGAAUUUUCAAGUUAAUAUGUUCAAGUUAGUAUUUAGUAUGUUGGAUUUUCAAGUUAGUAUGUUGAAUUUUCAAGUUAGUAUGUUGAAUUUUCAAGUUAGUAUGUUGAAUUUUCAAGUUAGUAUGUUGAAUUUUCAAGUUAGUAUGUUGGAUUUUCAAGUUAGUAUGUUUAAUUUUCAAGUUAGUAUGUUUAAUUUUCAAGUUAGUAUAUUGAAUUUUCAAGUUAAUAUGUUCAAGUUAGUAUGUUGA
Molecule: messenger RNA, 375 nt
Organism: Lottia gigantea (owl limpet)
Lineage: Eukaryota; Metazoa; Mollusca; Gastropoda; Lottiidae
Exons: 2
Source: RefSeq, a predicted model, not a curated record